AUGGGUGGCCUAUCAGAUAGAGCAACCAUUAGCCUUGGCCUUGUUUUCCAAAUAUCAACAAUUUCUUUUGUACUUUGGAAAAUAUGCUUGGCACAAGAUGUUCCUGCCAAUUUUGUGUUUGGGGAUUCUCUGGUUGAUGUGGGAAACAACAACUACAUUGUGUCACUCUCCAAGGCCAACUAUGUCCCUAAUGGAAUUGAUUUCGGAAAGCCAACGGGACGAUACACAAAUGGGAGAACAAUUGUUGACAUUAUAGGCAAGUUCUCCAUUUUCCCAAUUGAAUGCUUCUUCUUCUUUCACAGAUUCAACAAACAAGGAUGGCUGAUUAAUUUUAGCCUCAACAGGUCAGCAGCUGGGGUGUCAAUUAUGCUUCAGGUGGAGGUGGGUCGAAUAAACUUGGAUGCACAGAUAGAUAACUUUGCUAAUACCAGGCAAGACAUUGUCUCCAGGAUUGGCCUUCCUGCAGCUCUGAAGCUAUUCAGCAGGGCUCUCUUCUCUGUAACAAUGGGCUCCAACGAUUUCAUCAACAACUACUUGGCGCCGGUUAUCUCAAUUCCUGAGCAGAAGUUGAUAUCUCCAGAAGUGUUUGUGGCCAUUUUGAUUUCAAGAUACAGGCUGCAACUUACAAGGCUGUACAAUUUGGGUGCGAGGAAAAUUAUUGUGACAAAUGUAGGACCUAUUGGGUGCAUACCUUUCGAGAGGGAAACAACUCUAGCUGCAGGAGAUUUCUGCGUUGAAAAACCGAAUCAGUUAGCACGAUUGUUCAACAUCCAAUUGAAGAGCCUGGUGAAGGAGCUUAGCACCAAUCUUGAGGGGUCCAAAUUUGUUUAUGCAGAUGUUUAUCGUAUCGUAGAUGACAUUAUCCAGAACCACAUAUCAUAUGGUUUUGAAUAUGCAAAUUCUGCAUGCUGCUAUGUUGCUGGGCGGUUUGGGGGUCUGAUUCCAUGCGGUCCUCCAUCCAUAGUUUGUAGGGACAGAUCCAAGUAUAUAUUCUGGGACCCCUACCAUCCAUCCGAUGCUGCUAAUGUGAUCAUAGCAAGGCGUCUCUUGUAUGGUGACACUAAUGAUAUUUCACCAAUGAAUGUUGUGCAACUUUAUCAAUCUUAA
Prunus armeniaca (apricot) is the source of this 1107-nucleotide messenger RNA. Lineage: Eukaryota; Viridiplantae; Streptophyta; Magnoliopsida; Rosales; Rosaceae. The record is from the annotation of a GenBank genome assembly.